Anopheles stephensi (Asian malaria mosquito) is the source of this 1834-nucleotide messenger RNA. RefSeq names its product 26S proteasome non-ATPase regulatory subunit 12 (gene Rpn5). Lineage: Eukaryota; Metazoa; Arthropoda; Insecta; Diptera; Culicidae. The record is from RefSeq and is a predicted model, not a curated record. The coding region runs from base 244 to 1647 and encodes 467 amino acids. Gene Ontology annotation, cellular component: proteasome regulatory particle, lid subcomplex; nuclear proteasome complex; cytoplasm. The transcript is spliced from 3 exons.
AGUGCACGAUGCGCAGAGUCAUCAUCUGUCAAGCAGAAAACUAGAGAAUCAUUUGCCAGCCGCUUGCAGAACGUUUCCGUGGGUUAUUUAGUUUAUUUCCCUGUCUUACCACAAGAAAAACAACAUAUUUCAGUAGUGCUUGUGUGGUUUAACAGCAGCGACCCUUUCUACAAGUUCCACUGCACGAUCACACCGUCGACGACCCAGCUCUUUGGAAGGUAUCACGGAAAGAACCCGUACAUCAUGGACCAAGCGAUGGACAUUAACGCGUUCGAGGGCCGCAUCGUAAAGAUGGAGGUCGAUUAUAGCGCAACAUGCGACGAAAAGAUCCCGCUCUGCAAGGAGAUGGCCAAGGACGAGAACAAGUUCAACGAGGCACUGGAAAUACUGCUCCAGCUCGAAAAGCAAACGCGCAUCGGUGCCGAUAUGGUGUCGAGCGCUCGCGCUCUCAUCGCAAUCGUGCAGAUUUGCUUCGAAGCCCGCAACUGGAACUAUCUGAACGAGUACGUUACGAUACUGGUCAAGCGCCGGUCACAAUCGAAGCAGGCGGUAGCUAAGAUGAUCCAGGAGUGUUGCACGUACGUGGACAAAACGCCCGACAAGGAAACAAAGCUGAAGCUGAUCGAUACGCUACGUACGGUGACGGAGGGCAAGAUUUACGUUGAGGUGGAACGUGCGCGGCUAACGAAGAUGUUGGCCGACAUUCGGGAAGCGGAUGGGGAUGUAACCGGUGCGGCCACCAUCAUGGAGGAGCUGCAGGUCGAAACGUACGGUACGAUGGAUAAGCGCGAGAAGGUAGAGCUUAUCCUCGAGCAGAUGCGGCUCUGUUUGGCCAAGCAGGACUUUGUCCGUACGCAGAUCAUUGCGAAGAAGAUUAACAUUAAGUUCUUCAACGAUGCCGAGCAGCAGGAUUUGAAGCUUAAGUACUACGACCUGAUGAUACGGUUGGAUAAGGAUUCGUCGUUCAUUAAGACUUCGCGCCACUACUUGGCGGUGGUGGAUUCGGAAAUGAUUGCACAGGAAACCGAGCGAAGGCAGAAGAUGAUGAUCUAUGCCGUGCUGUACUGUAUCCUGUCGCCGUACGAUAACGAGCAGGUCGAUAUGAUGCACAAUCUGUCCAAGAACAAGCUGCUCGAGGAGCUGCCGGUGUACAAAGAACUGCUGCGUUUGUUCAUGUGCAAGGAACUGAUCAACUUCGACGCACUCUGCACGGUGUACGGUGCCGAGCUGAACACGUUCGAUAUCUUCAACCAGGAAACGAGCCACGGCAAGAAGUGUUGGGCCGAGCUGAAGAACCGCCUGAUCGAGCAUAACGUGCGCAUCAUCUCGAACUACUACACGCGCAUCAACCUGAAGCGUAUGGCCGAACUGCUCGAUCUGAGCGAAGGUGAAUGUGAGGAGUACCUUUCGCGAAUGGUAAACGCCGGCACGCUCAAGGUGAAAACGGACCGACCGGCCGGAAUUAUUCAUUUCUCGCAGAAAAAAUCCGCCUCCGAAGUGUUGAACGAUUGGGCCUUCGGGCUGAACGAGCUGAUGAACCUGGUGAACAAAACCUGCCACCUGAUCAACAAGGAGGAGUGCAUCAACAACGUAAUGCCAAUGCCGGUGGCGGCUUCAGCGGCCGCACCAACGUCGGCAUCGUCGUGAGCGUGCGAGACUGAUGAACAUUAUCUCAAACUACAGUAAUCGUUUAUCGGUUUUACGCUUGCCUGCAGCGGGGACGGCCCAUUUACACGUUGUUUUAGAAGCAUCGCGAAAGCUCGUCGUGCAAAACAGUAUAAGAAAAACGGAAAACUUCGGAAAAUAAAUCCACGUCAAAGUACAGGAUACUAAU